This is a messenger RNA of Drosophila yakuba, 2107 nucleotides long. It is a transcript of the gene Ir84a, whose product is annotated as glutamate [NMDA] receptor subunit 1. The transcript has 5 exons. Gene Ontology annotation, molecular function: glutamate-gated receptor activity. Gene Ontology annotation, cellular component: membrane. The coding region runs from base 26 to 1960 and encodes 644 amino acids. The record is from RefSeq and is a predicted model, not a curated record. NCBI's taxonomy places the organism in Eukaryota, Metazoa, Arthropoda, Insecta, Diptera, Drosophilidae.
GUCGGUGCUAAAGUGGCCAUAUAAAAUGAUUAAGUUGCAAAUGAAAGUUAUUUCUUGGCCUUUAAUAAUUUUAACAGCAUUUUUACGCGUGCUGCAAAUUGAAAGCAUAAAUACCAAUUUCCUUGAGCUGGCAGCCUUCGAGGACUUUUUGCGUUCGCAGCACUUGAGCCAGGUCCUGGUGGUCCUGGGCGAUGAUGCUGACGGCGAGUGGAAAAUUGAAUGCCACCAAAAAUUGUUGGCCAACUAUCGUGUGCAAUUUUACCGGCCAGAAAUGUCGGUGAAUUUCAAGGAUCUCAUGUACCACGGGUCUCCGCGCACGGCGGUCCUGGUGCUGAAUUUCGAGCAUGUCCUUGUUAGGCGUCAGGUGUUCGGGGUGGCCUCCGAGGCCGGAUACUUUAACAACUCGCUGGCGUGGUUUAUUCUUGGUUCUGUCCGCGAAUCUCUACCAGAUGAGCAUCUGAUUGACCAGCUCUUAAGUGGCUACAAAAUGGGCAUCGAUGCCGACAUCACAGUGGUCUUGAGGGGAGCAGACAAUGCGUCGUUGCUUUUCUAUGACGUAUACAGAAUCAGUCGGCGGGCUCACACACCAUUGAUAAUUGAAAAGAAGGGAUCAUGGUCCCAUUUAGGUGGUUUCCAAUUGUCCGAAAAUUUUAAAAACUCAUGGGUAAUUCGGCGCCGCAACUUUCUCAAUGUCACUUGGAUAGGAAGUACUGUGUUGACAGAGAAGCCUCCUGGAUUCGGUGACAUGGAGUACCUGGCCGAUGAUAAGCAGUUCCAGCAAUUGGACCCUAUGCAGCGAAAGACCUAUCAGUUGUUUCAACUCGUUGAGCGCAUGCUCAAUCUCAGCUUGGCCAUAAGCUUAACGGAUAAGUGGGGCGAACUGCUGGAGAAUGGCAGUUGGUCAGGUGUGAUGGGUCAGGUGACAAGUCGCGCGGCGGACUUGGCCGUGUGUCCUAUUCGCUUUGUGCUGGACAGGCAACCCUACGUUCAGUAUUCGGCGGUCCUGCACACCCAGAACAUUCACUUUCUCUUUCGGCACCCACGUCGCGGCCACAUCAGGAACAUAUUCUUCGAGCCGUUGAGCAACCAGGUGUGGUGGUGUGUCCUGGUUUUGGUCACUGGAAGCACUAUACUUUUACUGUUUCACAUGAAGCAGGAGAGGAAGCUUUCCCUCAUGGAGAACGGGUUGUCCUUCGUUUGGUUUACAAUGCUGGAAACGUAUCUGCAACAGGGUCCUGCCACCGAGAUCUUUCGCCUUUUUUCCACUCGAUUGCUGAUCAGCCUUAGUUGUAUAUUCAGUUUUAUGCUGAUGCAGUUCUACGGCGCCUUUAUAGUGGGCUCUCUGCUUUCCGAAAGCGCAAGGACCAUUGUCAGCCUGCAGGCACUUUACGACAGCACCCUUGCGAUUGGGAUGGAAAAUAUAUCGUACAACUUUCCGAUCUUCACGAACACAAGCAAUCAGUUGGUAAAGGAUGUGUACGGGAAGAAAAUAUGCAAGCCUGGAGAGCACAAUAUCCUGACCCUGCAGCAGGGAGCUGAGAGGGUAAUCCAAGGACGCUUCGCAUUCCACACGGCGAUCGAUCGUUUGUACAGGUUGCUUCUGGACCUCCAAAUGGAUGAGGCGGAGUUCUGCGACCUGCAGGAGGUCAUGUUCAACCUACCGUACGACUCGGGAUCCGUGAUGCCCAAGGGUUCUCCGUGGAGAGAGCACCUGGCCCAUGCACUGCUUCACCUCCGAGCUACUGGCCUGCUACAGUACAACGACAAAAAGUGGAUGGUUCGACGACCGGAUUGCAGCCUGUUCAAGACCUCGCAAGCAGAGGUUGACCUGGAGCACUUUGCCCCGGCGAUUUUUGCCCUGGUGCUCGCCAUGGUGGCCAGUGCGCUGGUCUUUUUGUUGGAACUCUUUCUGCACUGGCUAGCGGACUUUCGAAGGAGGUUGGGAACCAUGUCCACUUAAGUAAUCAUUUUGCCUUCUUUCCAGCGCCAGCUCCAGCUCCAGCUGCCCUGUCACGACUUUCGGCUGCAAAUUUGUGUCGCUUUUAAUGUUUGCUGCAUUUUUAAUAAUAGUAAAAAAUUUGUAAUAAUGUCAGCUAUUCCCAGCGCG